CGCGCCGCCUCAUUUCCGGUGCUCUCUCGCUGGGUCGCUCGGGUCGGCUUCGGUCGCUGUCGCUCCGGUUCUUCCACCCCCGCCAACCGCCGCUCGGGCCUCAGUUGCCGCCGCGUUGCUUCCUCGCUCGCACGCCACACAUCAUCCCCGAUGCAGCGCCGUGACGACCCUGCCGCGCGCCUCACCCGGUCCUCGGGCCGCAGCUGCUCCAAGGACCCGUCAGGUGCCCACCCCUCGGUGCGUCUGACCCCGUCUCGGCCGUCGCCGCUUCCUCACCGGUCCCGGGGAGGCGGAGGUGGGCCCAGAGGAGGCGCUCGGGCCUCGCCCGCCACGCAGCCGCCGCCGCUGUUGCCUCCCUCUACCCCGGGUCCCGACGCGACUGUGGUGGGUUCCGCGCCGACCCCGCUGCUGCCCCCGUCAGCCACAGCCGCGGCCAAGAUGGAGCCGGAGAAUAAGUACCUGCCUGAACUCAUGGCCGAGAAGGACUCGCUCGACCCGUCCUUCACUCACGCCAUGCAGCUGCUGUCCGUAGAAAUUGAGAAGAUUCAGAAGGGAGAGUCAAAAAAAGAUGACGAGGAGAAUUAUUUGGAUUUAUUUUCUCAUAAGAACAUGAAGCUGAAAGAACGGGUACUGAUACCUGUCAAGCAGUAUCCAAAGUUCAAUUUUGUGGGGAAGAUUCUUGGACCACAAGGAAAUACAAUCAAAAGACUGCAGGAAGAGACUGGUGCAAAGAUUUCUGUCUUGGGGAAGGGUUCAAUGAGAGACAAAGCUAAGGAGGAGGAGUUACGCAAGGGUGGAGACCCCAAAUAUGCCCAUUUAAAUAUGGAUCUGCAUGUCUUCAUUGAAGUCUUUGGACCCCCAUGUGAAGCUUAUGCUCUUAUGGCCCAUGCCAUGGAAGAAGUCAAGAAAUUUCUAGUACCAGAUAUGAUGGAUGAUAUCUGUCAGGAGCAGUUUCUAGAAUUGUCCUACUUGAAUGGAGUUCCUGAACCCUCUCGUGGUCGUGGGGUAUCUGUGAGAGGACGAGGAGCUGCCCCUCCUCCUCCACCUGUUCCCAGAGGUCGUGGUGUUGGACCUCCUAGAGGGGCUUUGGUUCGUGGAACCCCAGUGAGAGGCUCCAUUACCAGAGGUGCCACUGUGACUCGAGGAGUGCCGCCACCACCUACUGUGAGGGGUGCCCCAACACCAAGAGCUCGGACAGCUGGUAUUCAGAGAAUACCUUUGCCUCCCACACCUGCACCAGAAACAUACGAAGAUUAUGGAUAUGAUGAUACAUAUGCAGAACAGAGUUAUGAAGGCUAUGAAGGCUAUUACAGCCAGAGUCAAGGGGAGUCAGAGUAUUAUGACUAUGGACAUGGGGAACUUCAAGAUUCUUACGAAGCCUACGGACAAGAUGACUGGAAUGGGACCAGGCCAUCCCUGAAGGCUCCUCCAGCGAGGCCAGUGAAGGGAGCAUACAGAGAGCACCCAUAUGGACGUUAUUAAAAACAAACAGGAGGGGAAUAUCAGUUAUGAGCAAAGUUGUUACUGAUUUCUUGUAUCCCAGGAUUCCUGUUGCUUUACCCACAACAGACAAGUAAUUGUCUAAGUGUUUUUCUUCGUGGUCCCUUUCUUUUCCCCACCUUCCUCCAUUCUUAACUCUGCAUUCUGGCUUCUGUAUGUAGUAUUUUAAAAUGAGUUAAAAUAGAUUUAGGAAUAUCGAAUUAAUUUUUUAAGUGUGUAGAUGCUUUUUUCUUUGUUGUUUAAAUAUAAACAGUGUACCUUUUAUAAUAAAAAAGUUGAGUUAAAAAAAAAACCACAAACAUGUUAGUUUCAAAAGUGGCAUUGCUUGCUUAAAGGUUCUGAAGUAACGGCUUGUUAACUUUCUCUUAGUUUUGAUUUGAGGCACCCCGUAAAGUCAUAGUUGCAGAAUCCCAAACUAGGCUACAUUUCAAAAUUCAGGGCUGCUUAAGAUGUAAAAUCACAAUGUUAACGGCAGUAGGUGCCACCAUGUAAAAGUGAGCUCAGAUGUCUCUAAAAACAUUUCCUUUAAAAGCACAUGGCGGUUGAAUCUUAAGGUUAAAUUUUAAUAUGAAAGAUCCUCAUGAAUUAAAUAGUUGAUGCAAUUUUUAACGUUAAUUGACUUAAAACAACAACAAAAUUAGGUUUGUAAAACUGACUUUUUCAUUAUGUGGGUUUUGAAAUCUAGCCCCAGACAUACAGUGUUGAGAGAUACUUAGUGGGGGAGGGGUGGGGUUUGAAUAACAUUGAUGGGGAGAGAAGCCAGCCACCUAAGUGGAAUCAGAUGGAGUUCUUUUUAGCCACAGUCUUUUCAAUAAUAGUACUAAUAAUCAAAUUUUCAGUAUUUAAAAUGUCAAGAGUAUUUUGUCCAUCUGAGAGUCUGCACUCCAUGAAAAACUCACUUGGACACUGGGGCCAAAAGCUGAUGGUGUUCAUUCAAUUGAUCAUUGUCAGUCGUGAGCUGUUCCCAAGGUAGUUAAGUAUGUCUCAACACUAGCAUGAUAUAAAAAGGGACACUGCAGCUGAAUGAGAAAAGAAUCAAAAUCCACUUUGUACAUAAGUCAAAGUCCUAAUGGAUUUGUACCGCCCUCCCAUUUUGUUUUCGGAAGGUUACAUGCUACGUGUGUAAGUCUGCCUAAAUAGGUAGCUUAAACUUAUGUCAAAAUGUCUGCAGCAGUUUGUCAAUAAAGUUUAGUCCUUUUUUAAUCAAAGUAAAUGUGAUGAAUUGUCAUUUUUGGGGGUGGACAAUAAAAUAGUUUUCUCUUUCACAUAAACUUAAAUUAACUCUAAAGUUAAUGGGCUUGUUAAAAGUUUGGAGAGAUUUUUAAAAGUGGUGGUGGGGAUUUUAUUUUAAGGUUACCAAAAAAAGUUUAUGAGUUGUUAAGUUUUAGUUUAAAAAGAACCAAAGCUUUUUCACCCCCUGGAAGUUGUUGAAAGCAGUUUUAUCCAGUCCUAUCAAAAAAUCCUAAUUUUUAAAGAGAAAUACCCAACUGACACAGAUUGGUUUUUAUUCGAAGGUAUAGGUGCUUCAAGUGCCAGCCACCCUGGCUUCCAGCUUCUGUAGAGCCCCUAGGUGGCCUUAAAUAAUGACACUAAAUCUCUGUGUUCAGCCAUUGAUUUCACCUGUGUUCAGGUACCACAAUUCAGCAAAUCCUGGGUGCCCUUGAGGGUUACCCUUCCGGUCCUAGAGAUGCAGUAACAACUGAGCUGGCCUGGGGGAGGAGCUGGCAUGAUAGACUUGGUCCUGAACUUCCUCCCACAAGACUGCAAACAGUGGAAUUGGUUGGCCCUGUGUAAAAAAAUCACUCUUAAUUCCCAGGGACCUCAUUCUUUCCCUAAGAGCCACCUAAACUGCUCGGGGGUGAAAAAUCCUCUUGUGUGGAGUGCCAAGCUGCCUGUAGCAGUGCAUGAUGGGCAGUUUUCUUUUCUUUUUAAAACACACCAACAAAAAAUGUAUUUAUAGAUUGUGAUAAAGUGUAAAUAACUGAAUUUUCCACCGUGGUUUGAAGUCAGCUUUCAGGGCAUUAUGUCUUGUUUUGAUGAAAAGAGAUCACUCUAUACCCCCCUUUUUAAAGGAAAAUUAUCGCAAGAGAAUCAGGAUGUGUAAAGCUAACAUGCAUCGCAAAAAACCAAAGGUAACCUAAAUGUCUGAUUUUAAUAGCACAUAUUUCUCUUUUAUAUAAACUGUGACAGCAACUUGCAUAAACAAUUCUUUAGUUGUUAAUUUUAAUGUUAAAACUUUGCAAAACUUGUUUAAUAAAAAUAGCUGUAAAAA
Arvicanthis niloticus (Nile rat) is the source of this 3772-nucleotide messenger RNA. It is a transcript of the gene Khdrbs1, whose product is annotated as KH RNA binding domain containing, signal transduction associated 1. Gene Ontology annotation, molecular function: mRNA binding; poly(A) binding. Gene Ontology annotation, biological process: regulation of alternative mRNA splicing, via spliceosome. The record is from RefSeq and is a predicted model, not a curated record. Gene Ontology annotation, cellular component: nucleus. NCBI's taxonomy places the organism in Eukaryota, Metazoa, Chordata, Mammalia, Rodentia, Muridae.